AUAUUAGAUGGUCAAUGGUUUUCGAUAUUUCGGUUGUAUGGUUACUUUAAUUUAUUGACAAAAAUGUAACACUUCUAUUUUAAAUUGACUAUGUUUUUACAACCGGAAUGAUAUCUGUUUUAUCCACGUUAAGUUAUUUAUGUAAAUAUUAAAGGUGUUUUUAUUCAAGUAAAAACCUGUUGACACAAAAAGCGAAAAUGUCUUCGAAGAGUGAAUUAAAAAAAUUGUCUGAAGAAAGUUUAACCAGGCAACCUGAAGAAGUAUUUGAUAUAAUAUGCAAAUUAGGAGAAGGAUCUUAUGGAUCAGUUUAUAAAGCAUUGCAUAAAGAAAGUGGACAGGUGCUUGCCAUUAAACAAGUACCUGUUGAUACAGAUUUACAAGAAAUUAUAAAAGAAAUUUCUAUUAUGCAACAAUGUGAUUCUCCAUAUGUUGUUAAAUAUUAUGGAAGCUACUUUAAAAAUACUGAUUUAUGGAUUGUAAUGGAAUAUUGUGGAGCUGGAUCUGUUAGUGAUAUUAUGAGGUUAAGAAAGAAAACUUUACAAGAAGAUGAAAUAGCAACAAUUCUCAGUGAUACUUUAAAAGGUUUGGAAUAUCUUCAUUUGAGAAGAAAAAUACAUAGAGAUAUUAAAGCAGGAAAUAUUUUACUCAAUAAUGAAGGGCAUGCAAAAUUAGCUGAUUUUGGAGUAGCAGGACAGUUAACUGAUACAAUGGCAAAACGUAAUACAGUUAUAGGAACUCCAUUUUGGAUGGCUCCAGAAGUAAUACAAGAAAUUGGAUAUGACUGUGUGGCAGAUAUAUGGUCUCUUGGUAUAACUGCUUUAGAAAUGGCAGAAGGCAAGCCACCUUAUGGUGAUAUACAUCCAAUGAGAGCAAUAUUUAUGAUUCCAACUAAACCACCACCUAGCUUUAGAGAACCUGAUCAAUGGAGUCCUGAAUUUAUAGAUUUUGUCAGUGGGUGCCUUGUUAAAAAUCCAGAAGAAAGAGCUACAGCAACUGAGCUGUUAAAUCAUGAAUUCAUAGGUAAUGCCAAACAACCAAGUAUUCUUAGUCAAAUGAUUGCAGAAGCUCACGAAAUACGAGAAAAACAAAGCGCACAUCGUGCUCAUGUCAUAAAUAAUGUGGCAAUCAAAAAUCAAAACCAAACAGAAGAUUCGGAUGAAGAAGAUUGUAGUGGAACAAUGAAACCACUGCCAGAAGACACAGGAACUUUAGUACCGAGUCAUGAUCUUCCAGAUACGGGUACACUUGUUUCUGCAAUGUUAGAUUUGGGAACAAUGGUUAUUAAUAGUGACACUGAUACCGAAGCAACUAUGAAACGGCAUAAUACAGGGUCAGUAGAGUCCGGAAAAAAAUACCGGCCAUUAUUUUUAGAUCAUUUUGAUAAAAAAGAAGCACCUGAAAUAGGAAAGGGUAAUGGACAAAUACUUGGAGUACACAAUCAAGAUAAUGAAAAUAAACUAGAAUUACGAAGCCCCACGGAAUCGCAGAGGUUUCAAAGUCACUUACAAUUACAGCUUAAUCAGAUUUCUCAUCCUAUACAAGAACAGCCUCAUAAUAACAUAUCCAAGUUCCAAAAUGUUUUUACAGAACGUGAUUUCGACUUCGCAUUUUUAAAAAAAAUUGAAUAUAGAUAAACAACCAUAUCCUGCAGCUGAAGUUUCUCUCAUACGAGGAAUUACAGCAACGAAUGGCUAAUUUGGAUGCAGAAAUGGAGAGAGAAA
Apis dorsata (giant honeybee) is the source of this 1721-nucleotide messenger RNA. RefSeq names its product serine/threonine-protein kinase 3 (gene hpo). Gene Ontology annotation, biological process: regulation of MAPK cascade; protein phosphorylation; intracellular signal transduction. Gene Ontology annotation, molecular function: ATP binding; protein serine/threonine kinase activity. NCBI's taxonomy places the organism in Eukaryota, Metazoa, Arthropoda, Insecta, Hymenoptera, Apidae. Gene Ontology annotation, cellular component: cytoplasm. Bases 198 to 1634 code for a protein of 478 amino acids. The transcript has 10 exons. The record is from RefSeq and is a predicted model, not a curated record.